AUGACUAGUCUGAGUAGAAGCCUCACACUCACUGCGUUACUUUCAAGCCUUCAACAGUUGUUUCUGGCGGUACCCGAGCCCACCAAGUCGGCGCCGGCCCCGAAGAAGGGCUCCAAGAAGGCGGUGACCAAGGCGCAGAAGAAGGACGGCAAGAAGCGCAAGCGCAGCCGCAAGGAGAGCUACUCGGUGUACGUGUACAAGGUGCUGAAGCAGGUGCACCCCGACACCGGCAUCUCGUCCAAGGCCAUGGGCAUCAUGAACUCGUUCGUCAACGACAUCUUCGAGCGCAUCGCGGGCGAGGCGUCCCGCCUGGCGCACUACAACAAGCGCUCGACCAUCACGUCCAGGGAGAUCCAGACGGCCGUGCGCCUGCUGCUGCCCGGGGAGCUGGCCAAGCACGCCGUGUCCGAGGGCACCAAGGCCGUCACCAAGUACACCAGCGCCAAGUGAGCCUACCAGCUGCAUAGGCUUUU
This is a messenger RNA of Mustela lutreola (European mink), 473 nucleotides long. RefSeq names its product histone H2B type 1-M-like. Lineage: Eukaryota; Metazoa; Chordata; Mammalia; Carnivora; Mustelidae. The record is from RefSeq and is a predicted model, not a curated record. Gene Ontology annotation, cellular component: nucleosome. The coding region runs from base 1 to 450 and encodes 149 amino acids. The transcript is spliced from 2 exons. Gene Ontology annotation, molecular function: DNA binding; structural constituent of chromatin; protein heterodimerization activity.